ACCAAGUCACCUACAAAAACAGGGGAACUCCUCCGUCUGGUGCGGUGGCUGGAAAGAUGGAUUCGGGAUUUGAAGACUUAGAGCUGAGGGAGGCUCAGCGGGAAUACCUGGAUUUUCUUGAUGACGAUCAAGAUCAAGGGAUUUACCAUGAGAAAGUCAGAAACAUGGUGUCUGAAUGCCGCUGUCGUCUGAUUGUAAACAUCAACGAUUUGAGAAGAAGGAACGAGAGAAGGGCUAAGGCUUUGCUUAAGGACGCUUUCCUUGAGGUCGUGGCAAUACAGAAAGCCUUGAAGGAUCUGGUGGCGUCCAUAGACGGCACCUAUGCCAAGCAGUUCGAUGAAUUCUAUGUUGGCUUUGAAGGCAGCUUCGGAACCAAACACGUCUCUCCUCGAAUCCUUUCUGCACGCUUUCUUGGAAACCUUGUCUGUUUGGAGGGAAUCGUUACCAAAUGCUCUUUGGUAAGGCCCAAGAUCACACGGAGUGUCCACUACUGCCCGGCCACCAAGAAGACGCUGGAGCGCAAAUACACUGAUCUCACGUCGCUGGACGCUUUCCCGUCCAGCGCCAUCUACCCGACGAAGGACGAGGAGAACAACCCCCUGGAGACGGAGUUUGGCCUCUGUACGUACAAGGACCACCAGACACUCACCAUCCAAGAGAUGCCUGAGAAGGCCCCUGCUGGACAGCUGCCCCGCUCCGUGGACAUCAUCGCUAACGAUGACCUGGUGGACAAAGUGAAGCCGGGGGACCGGGUGCAGCUGGUGGGGGUUUACCGUUGUCUGCCAGCGAAGCAGGGCGGCUUCACCUCCGGUACUUUCCGGACAAUUCUCUUGGUCAACAACGUGAAGCUCAUGAGCAAGGAAAUUGUCCCGACGUUUUCUGCUGACGACAUCGGUAAGAUCAAGAAGUUCUGCAAAGCCCAUUCCAAAGAUGUCUUUGAGUAUCUCAGCAGAUCCCUAGCCCCCAGCAUCCAUGGGCAUGAGUACAUCAAGAAGGCCAUCCUCUGCCUGCUGCUGGGUGGGAAUGAAACCAAGCUAGAAAACGGGACACGAAUCCGGGGGGAUAUCAACAUACUGCUGAUAGGUGACCCAUCGGUGGCAAAAUCCCAGCUCCUACGCUACGUGCUGUUCACUGCCCCACGGGCAAUACCCACCACGGGUCGAGGGUCAUCCGGGGUGGGUCUGACUGCCGCAGUGACCACCGACUCAGAGACUGGAGAGCGACGCCUGGAGGCGGGGGCCAUGGUGCUGGCAGACAGGGGCGUGGUGUGUAUUGACGAGUUCGACAAGAUGUCUGAUAUGGACCGUACCGCCAUUCACGAGGUGAUGGAGCAGGGACGAGUCACCAUCGCCAAGGCUGGAAUCCAAGCGCGCCUAAAUGCACGCUGCAGUGUGCUUGCUGCUGCCAAUCCCGUCUACGGCCGGUAUGACCAGUACAAGACUCCCAUGGAUAACAUUGGGCUCCAGGACUCUCUGCUGUCCAGGUUCGACCUGCUGUUCAUCGUGCUGGACCAGAUGGACGCAGACAGCGACAGAGAGAUCUCUGAGCACGUUCUGCGCAUGCACCGCUACAGGACACCAGGGGAGCAGGAAGGAGCUGCCAUGCCGCUGGGAAGCACUGUUGACUUGUUCGCCAUGGAGGAUCCCAACAUAACAGAGGCAACAGACCAGGAGCUGCAGAUCUAUGAGAAGAAGGACAACCUUCUGCAUGGACACAAGAGGAAAAAGGAGAAGAUAGUGACCAUGGAAUUCAUUAAAAAGUACAUCCAUGUGGCCAAGCUGGUGAAACCGGUGCUGACCCAGGAGGCCUCGGAUCACAUAGCCGAGGAAUAUUCUAGGCUCCGGAGCCACGAUCAAGUCAACUCGGACACCGCACGAACAAUACCUGUAACAGCUAGAGCCCUGGAGACCAUGAUCCGCUUGGCGACGGCCCAUGCCAAGGCACGCAUGAGCAAAACCAUCGAUAUGGUCGACGCAGAGGCUGCAUUGGAGCUCAUACAGUUCGCUUACUUUAAGAGGAUCAUGGAGAAAGAGAGAAAAAAGAAGGUUCCAGAUGACAACAUGGACAUCGACGUGUCACAGAGCCAAGACCAGGCCAGCCAGAGAAGCACAAGGAAGCGCUCCCGUUUCUCAAAAGAUGACAUGGAUGUAACUGAUGUGGGGGAUGAGUCUGACCCAUAUGACUUCAGUGGCGAUGAGCAACAGACUGAAUCCAGCCAGAAGCCCAAACCUACACCUCUAAGAAGCAGCCAGAGAAAGGCGGGGAUUGGACAGGACCGACUGAAGGAGUUCAAGACUGUGUUGCUGAAGGCGUUCAAAGCGACUCGCUCACAGUCCAUUGCUAUCCCUGAGCUGCUGAUGCACAUCAACAAGAGCCAGGUGGAGGCCUUCGAGGAGGAGGAGGUGAAGAAGUUGCUGGGCCGCAUGCAGGACGACAACCAGGUCAUGCUGUCUGAAGGCGUGGUAUUCCUCAUCUGAAGCCCUCCCUGGGUUCUUCACCAGUUUCACUGUAUAUUUGUCUCUGCACUUUUUGCAUUAAUAAAUCAAUUGAGUAUAAA
Messenger RNA from Paramormyrops kingsleyae, 2557 nucleotides. It is a transcript of the gene mcm3l, whose product is annotated as MCM3 minichromosome maintenance deficient 3 (S. cerevisiae), like. Gene Ontology annotation, biological process: double-strand break repair via break-induced replication; mitotic DNA replication initiation; DNA replication. NCBI's taxonomy places the organism in Eukaryota, Metazoa, Chordata, Actinopteri, Osteoglossiformes, Mormyridae. The record is from RefSeq and is a predicted model, not a curated record. Gene Ontology annotation, molecular function: single-stranded DNA helicase activity; ATP hydrolysis activity; ATP binding. Gene Ontology annotation, cellular component: nucleus; MCM complex.